CGAUGAUCUUCUUCUUCUACUUCAUCCUUCUCCAAUGCAUCUCCUUAGCAACCGCGCAACAGCCUUAUGUCGGCUUAUCAUCCUCCAACUGUUCUGUCAUAGACAACUCAACCUCUGUUCUCGGCUACUCAUGUAACGGCCUCAACAGAACCUGCCUCACUUACGUCAUUAUCCGGUCAACUCCAUCUUACUCCACCGUCUCCUCCAUCUCUUCCCUCUUCUCCGUCAACGCCUCACUCCUCUCCUCCCUCAACAACGCAGCAACAACCUUCCCUACAGAUCAACAAGUCAUCAUCCCUAUAACUUGUUCUUGCUCCGGCAAUUCCUAUUCCCAAUCCAAUCUCAAUUACACAAUCCGACAAGGAGAUUCAUACUUCGGCAUAGCCAACGACACUCUCCAGGGGCUUUCAACAUGUCAAGCUUUGGAGAGACAGAACAAUGCUUCGUCUCAAUCUUUGUUUCCUGGUAUGAGGAUCCUUGUUCCUAUCCGUUGCGCGUGUCCCACGGCUAAACAAGUUGAUGAAGAUGGGGUUAACUAUCUUGUCAGCUACACCGUGGUGUUUGGAGACACGGUGGAUAUCAUCAGCCAGAGAUUCGGCGUCGAGACGAGUAAGACUUUGGAAGCUAAUCAAAUGUCUUUUGACGAACCUGGAGUUUUCCCUUUCACCACAGUCCUGGUUCCAUUACAGAACCCUCCUUCAAAUCUUACGACUCCUCCUCCUCCUCCUCCACCUCCGUCUCCAUCGGUUUCUCCUCCGCCAGAUGGGAAGAAACCGAAGAGAACAUGGGUUUAUGUUCUUGUCGGAAUACUAGGAGGAGCUUUGGUUCUGAGUGUGUUAGGUGCAGCCAUGUUCUGUCUUGUCAAGAAAGAAUCAAGAAAGAAAGAAGAACAUAGCUUCACGGCCAAGAAAACAUCAAUCUCCUAUCAAGAAUCUGACUUAGAUCCGCUCGAUGGUUUAUCAGGUAUGGUUGUUGACACAUUAAAGGUUUACAAGUUCCACGAGCUGCAGUCCGCAACGAGCGACUUCACAUCUACCAGCUCGGUCGGAGAAUCAUCAGGGUACAUAGGUAAAAUCAACGGCGAUGGUGCAAUGAUCAAGAAGAUGGAAGGAAACGCUUCGGAGGAGAUCAACUUAUUGUCGAAACUAAACCAUUUCAACAUCAUCCGUCUCUCUGGUUUCUGUUUCCAUGAAGGAGACUGGUACUUAGUCUAUGAACACGCUUCUAAUGGAGCCCUAAGUGAUUGGAUCUACGCGAAGUCUCUCUUGAGUUUGACUCAGAGGUUGCAAAUCGCUUUGGAUAUAGCAACAGGGCUUAACUAUCUACACAACUUCGCAGACCCUCCUUACGUUCACAGGGAUUUAACGAGUGGAAACAUCUUUCUUGACUUCGAGUUUCGAGGAAAAAUUGGUAACUUAGGUUUAGCUAGGUCAACGGAAAAGGAUGGAGAUUACGUGUUGACCAAGCAUGUGGAAGGGACUAGAGGGUAUUUAGCUCCUGAGUAUUUGGAACAUGGGUUGGUUUCGACUAAGCUUGAUGUUUAUGCUUUUGGUGUUGUGUUUUUGGAUAUUGUUACUGGUAAAGAAGCUUCUGAGUUGAAGAAACAGAUUGAUGAAGGUAAUGUUUUGGAGGAGCUUUUGGUUAGUGGAAGCUUCUUGCCUGAAGGGUUAGUGAGUUUUGUGGUGAGAUUGGUGAUGGAUUGUUUAAAGAGGGAUCAUUUGAAUCGUCCAUCGAUGGAUGAGAUUGUUUUGUCUUUGUCCAAGAUAUUGACUGCUUCGAAAAGCUGGGAAUCGACUUACUAAAUUUAAGGCCCAAUGUAUUUUAGCCUUUUAGGCUGCAUGUUAACCAAAAGGACUUUCUUUUUGUUGGUUUUUAGAAACUCAUGUUCUUGUGUUGGUUUUAAGUACGGCUGGCAAAAAACCCGGAUCCAAAGAACCGAACGGAACCGAAUCCGAAAAAUGAGUAUCGAACCCGAAUUAAAAUUGAUUUAAUAUCCGAAUGAGUUAAAAAAUUUGGUAUUUAAAGAACCGAAACCGAACCCGAUCCGAACCGAAGUAUUUUGGG
Messenger RNA from Eruca vesicaria subsp. sativa (arugula), 2064 nucleotides. The record is from the annotation of a GenBank genome assembly. NCBI's taxonomy places the organism in Eukaryota, Viridiplantae, Streptophyta, Magnoliopsida, Brassicales, Brassicaceae.